AUGGCAAGUCUCCGGUGCUGGUCGCUCUGUCCCAAGCCCCGGCAGGUCGCGAGCGAGAGCGUGCACGGCGCGCAGCUCGCUCUGCAGCGGCUGAGCAGGCGCUGUGAGACCUGCGACGUUGAGGCGGGCACGCGAUGCAAGUGCAGAGAGGAGGCCGUGGCCCAGGACGGCGGGAAGGUGGCCGUCGUGGAGGUGAAGGGUGAGGAGCGUCGUAGCGAGCCGAACAGCUCCUUUGCACACUCCGCCAUCAACAUGGUUGGGAUGCUCAUAGGGCUGGGGCAGCUUUCCACUCCAUAUGCCUUGGAGAACGGCGGCUGGGCCUCUGUAUUCCUCCUCAUCGGCCUCGGCGUGAUGUGCGCCUACACAGCUCACAUCAUCGGCAGGUGCCUCGACGAGGACUCCGGUUCCAAAACGUACCAGGACAUCGGAGAGCAGGCGUUCGGCGUCAAGGGCCGCGUCAUCGCCUCAACCAUCAUCUACCUCGAGAUCUUCCUCGCACUCGUCUCCUACACCAUCUCCCUCAGCGACAACCUGCCGCUCGUCUUCGCAGGUGUCCACCUCCACCUUCCGUGGCUCCACCUCAGCGCGACGCAGCUGCUAACAAUCAUCGCCGUGCUGGUGGCGCUGCCCAGCCUUUGGCUCAGGGACCUGUCGUCCAUCUCCUUCCUUUCCUUCGCUGGCAUCAUCAUGUCGCUGCUCAUCUUUGGCAGCGUCGUCUGCACCGCCGCGUUCGGCGGGGUGAACCUGGGCAAGCACAUCUCCGUGCUCCAGCUGGAGAAGAUCCCGGUGGUGUCUGGCCUGUACAUGUUCAGCUACGCCGGGCACAUCGUGCUCCCAAACAUCUACACCGCCAUGAAGGACCCAUCCAGCUUCACCAAGGUGUCCGUUACGAGCUUCGCCGUGGUCACGGCUCUCUACGUGGCUCUUGCGUUCGUCGGCGCGAGCCUCUUCGGCCCGGCGGUGAGCUCUCAGAUCACGCUCAGCAUGCCGCCGCAUCUCGUGGUCUCCAAGGUCGCGCUGUGGGCUACCGUGCUCACCCCGGUAACCAAGUACGCGCUUGAGUUCGCGCCGUUUGCCAUCCAGCUCCAGCACCACCUCCCAGAGGGCAUGGGACCUCGCGCGCGCAUGUUCGUCCGCGGUGCAGUCGGGUCGGCAGCGCUCCUGGUCAUCCUGGCGCUGGCCCUCUCCGUGCCGUACUUCCAGUACGUGCUCAGCCUCACGGGCUCGCUGGUGAGCGUGGCGAUCUGUGUCAUCUUCCCCUGCGCGUUCUACCUCAAGAUCUACUGGGGCAGGGUGCCCAAGUCCACCGUCACUCUCAACGUGGUGUUGAUGGUGACCGGCGUAGUUCUCGCGGUGGUGGGGACCAUCUCGUCGGCCAAGUCGCUUGUGCAGAGUAUCCAAAGAGGCCAUGCGGCGUAA
Miscanthus lutarioriparius is the source of this 1419-nucleotide messenger RNA. Lineage: Eukaryota; Viridiplantae; Streptophyta; Magnoliopsida; Poales; Poaceae. The record is from the annotation of a GenBank genome assembly.